AUGUCCUCGACACAAGCCAUCUUCUCAAGGGGUACGGACGAGCAAGCCAUGAACCAAAAGCUGCAGUCCCUGCUCGCAGGCGCCGGCCAGGGCGGCCGCUGGACACUCAUCUCGAGCGGUCAGGGAUUGGAGCGCAGCUUCAAGUUCAAGACUUUUGCAAAGACCUGGGACUUCAUGACUGCAGUAUCCCUGCAGUGCAAAAUAAAGAACCAUCAUCCCGAGUGGUCCAACGUUUACAAUACAACAUAUAUUCGCUGGACAACCCAUGAGCCCAAAGGCCUCUCGGACAAGGACAUCGAGCUCGCAGCCAUAUGCGACCAGCUGGCUCGGGACUUUGGCGAGCAGGCCACACCCCCAUCACAACUCCCAGCGGCUGGUGAUGACAAAGUCUCCUCCUCGACAACAGGACCGACAGAGGCCGAGUCGGGGCAAGACGCAAUCAGCUGCCAGAUUCGGGGGCUGGCCGACCGUGUCGCUUCCGGGGCUGGCGCGGAUUGCUGCGUACCUACCAAGAACAGGAAUCAGUAG
This is a messenger RNA of Microdochium trichocladiopsis, 528 nucleotides long. Its product is annotated as pterin 4 alpha carbinolamine dehydratase-domain-containing protein. The record is from RefSeq and is a predicted model, not a curated record. Gene Ontology annotation, molecular function: 4-alpha-hydroxytetrahydrobiopterin dehydratase activity. NCBI's taxonomy places the organism in Eukaryota, Fungi, Ascomycota, Sordariomycetes, Xylariales, Microdochiaceae. The transcript is spliced from 3 exons. Bases 1 to 528 code for a protein of 175 amino acids. Gene Ontology annotation, biological process: tetrahydrobiopterin biosynthetic process.